Molecule: messenger RNA, 1105 nt
Organism: Ceratotherium simum simum (southern white rhinoceros)
Lineage: Eukaryota; Metazoa; Chordata; Mammalia; Perissodactyla; Rhinocerotidae
Source: RefSeq, a predicted model, not a curated record
GCUGUCCCUGAGCACAGUCAUGCCUCGAGGUCAGAAGAGUAAGCUCCGUGCACGUGAGAAACGUCGUCAGGUCCGGGGUGAGACCCAGUGUCCUAGCGGUGCUCAGGCCACUGCAGCAGAGGUCGGAGAGUCGCCCACCUCCCCUGUGUCUGGGGGUACUCCCCCGAGCUCCCCUGCUGCUGGCUGUCCCCAGAAGCCUCAGGGAGCCCCAGCCACUAGGUCUCGUGCUGCAGGUGUUUCACGCCCAAGAUCUCAUGUGGGUGCCAAGAGCCAAGUUGAGGAAAGUGAAAAUUCCUCCCAGGCCUCAACCUCCACUCAGAGCCCUCACGAUGAUCUUCUAAGCAGGAAGGUGGGGCUGUUGAUGGAAUUCCUGCUGGAGAAGUAUAAAAUGAAGGAGCCCAUUAAGAGGGCAGACAUGCUGAAGCUUGUCCACAAGAGGUACAGGGAGCACUUCCCUGAGAUCCUCAGGAGAGCUUCUGAGCGCAUAGAGCUGGUCUUUGGCCUUGACUUGAAGGAAGUCAAGCCCAAUGGCCUCUGCUAUACCCUCAUCAGCAAGCUCGACCUCCGCGAAGAUGGAAGUCUGAGCGACGACUGGGGAUUUCCUAAGAGUGGGCUUCUGAUGCCUCUCCUGGGUGUGAUCUUCUUGAAUGGCAACUGCACCUCUGAGGAGGAGAUCUGGGAAUUCCUGAAUAUUUUGGGCGUCUAUGAUGGGAGGAGGCAUUUGAUCUUUGGAGAGCCUAGGAAGCUCAUCACAGAAGAUUUGGUGCAGCAGAAGUACCUGGAGUAUCGUCAAGUGCCCAACAGUGCUCCUCCACGCUAUGAAUUCCGGUGGGGCCCCAGAGCCCAUGCUGAAACCAGCAAGAUGAAAGUUCUAGAGUUUUUGGCCAAAGUCUAUGGUACCACCCCCAGUGCCUUCCCAUUCCAUUAUGCAGAGGCUUUGAGAGAUGAGGAAGAGAGAACCCGAGCCAGAGCUGCAGCCAGUGCUGCCAGUGCUGCCACUACUGCCAAGGGCAGUGCACGUUCUAAGGCCAGGGCCAGUGCACGUUCCAGGGCCACGGCCAGUGCACGUUCCAGGGCCAUGGCCAGCAGAUCCUCUCUCCCCUAG